CGAUUUACCGCUCUGUCGACUUUCCGCAGGCGGCUGCCCCUCCGCGACGAGGGAUGGGGUGGGAGCCGGGGCGAUCCCAGCACCAGCUGGCUGUGCGGAAAACCAUUCGAGCCCCGCCCGCGGGCUGGCCCGGGGCCGCAGGAGGGCGGCUGCUGGCGAGGAGUCCGGGCCUGGGAGGUGUGCCGGGUGGGGCCAGGAGGUCGCUGCGAGAGCCCCUGCCCGGGACCGGUGAAUCAACUGCCUUCUGCAGUGGCCCGAUUUGUCCAGCAGUACAACUGACUGGGGACUAAGCGCACCGGCCCCUGUGGCCUCUGUGCCCUCCCACAGGGCUUGGCCAGGGAUUUAGACCCCCGACCUCCAAACUUGAGUCCUGCGGUGGGGGGAGAGGGCCCUUUAAGAAGACCUCAGUGAUUCACGGAGGAGGGGCAAGGGGGCUCAAAGAUCUCCGUAAGACAGCGAUGUCUAGAGUCUCUGAAGAUCUUCUUUGCACCCGCUCCAUUCCCUCCUUUAACCGGGACACUCAGGUUAGAGGUUCUUCCCAGACCAAGGGACACGCAGGCACUGCUGUCCCCAACACAGGAAAUGGAGCAGCAGAGGCGAGACUAUUACGUGGAGCGGCCCCUGCUGAACCAGGAGCAGCUGGAGGAGCUGGGGCACUGGGGCUCAGUGCCUGGGACCCGCCCAUGGCGGAGCUGGUUGCAGUGUUCCCAUGCCCGUGCCUGCGCCCUUCUGCACCAACGCCUCCCAGUUUUAGCCUGGCUACCUCGGUAUCGCGUGCAUGACUGGCUCCUGGGUGACCUGCUGUCUGGCUUGAGCGUGGCCAUAAUGCAGCUGCCACAAGGCCUGGCCUAUGCCCUCCUGGCUGGACUGCCCCCCGUGUUUGGCCUCUACAGCUCUGUCUACCCUGUGUUCAUCUACUUCCUGUUUGGUACUUCCCGACACAUCUCCGUGGGAACUUUUGCUAUUAUGUCUGUGAUGGUGGGCAGUGUGACAGAAUCCCUGGCUCCAGAUGAAGGCUUCCUGCAGGCCUCGAAUGCCACGGUCAAUGAGACUGCCAGAGACGCAGUCCGGGUGCAGCUGGCCUCCACACUCAGUGUUCUGGUUGGCCUCUUCCAGGUGGGACUGGGCCUGGUCCACUUCGGCUUUGUGGUCACCUACCUAUCAGAGCCUCUGAUCCGCGGCUAUACCACGGCCGCAGCUGUGCAAGUCUUCGUAUCGCAGCUCAAGUAUGUGUUCGGCCUCUACCUGAGCAGCUACUCUGGGCCACUGUCUCUCAUCUAUACAGUGCUGGAGGUCUGCUGGGAGCUGCCCCAGAGUGUGGUCGGCACCAUGGUCACUGCAGCUGUGGCAGGGGCAGUGCUUGUGGCAGUGAAGCUGUUGAAUGACAAGUUGCAGCGGCACUUGCCCCUACCUCUGCCUGGGGAACUACUCACGCUCAUCGGGGCCACAGGCAUCUCCUACGGCCUGAGCCUGAAGCACAGAUUUGGGGUGGAAGUUGUGGGCAACAUCCCUGUAGGGCUGGUGCCACCGGUGGCCCCCAGCCUCCAGCUGUUCACAAAGCUUGUGGGAAAUGCCUUCGCCAUCGCUGUGGUUGGAUUUGCCAUUGCCAUCUCGAUGGGGAAGAUCUUCGCCCUGAGGCACGGCUACCGGGUGGACAGCAACCAGGAGCUGGUGGCCCUCGGCCUCGGUAACCUCAUCGGAGGCCUCUUCCAGUGCUUCCCUGUGAGCUGCUCCAUGUCUCGGAGCCUGGUACAGGAGAGUGCUGGUGGCAACACACAGGUGGCUGGAGCCAUCUCUUCCCUCUUCAUCCUCAUUGUUAUUGUCAAGCUUGGGGAAUUCUUCCAUGAACUGCCCAAGGCAGUCCUGGCAGCCACCAUUAUCGUGAACCUGAAGGGCAUGUUGAUGCAGUUUGCUGACAUAUGCUCCCUCUGGAAAGCAAAUCGAGUGGAUCUGCUCAUCUGGCUGGUGACCUUUGUGGCCACCAUCCUGCUGAACCUGGACCUUGGCCUGGCAGUUGCAGUGGUCUUCUCCCUACUGCUGGUGGUGGUCCGCACGCAGCUACCCCACUACUCUGUCCUGGGGCAGGUUCCAGACACGGAUAUUUACAGAGAUGUGGCUGAGUACUCAGAAGCCAGGGAGGUCCCUGGCGUGAAGAUCUUCCGCUCCUCAGCCACAGUGUAUUUUGCCAACGCCGAGCUCUACAGUGACACGCUGAAGCAGAGGUGUGGUGUGGAUGUUGACCGCCUCAUCUCUCAGAAGAAGAAGCGGCUCAGGAAGCAGGAGCUAAAGCUGAAGCGGCUGCAGAAGAAGGAGAAGCAGCUUCAGAAACAGGCUGCCUCCUCCAAGGGCACCUCAGUCUCCAUCAGUGUCAAUACCAGCCUUCAGGACAUCAACAUCAACAAUGCAGAGGGCUCCAAGGCCAAGGAGGCAAGCACAGGGGAUGAUGAGUUGGAGGGUACUGUGGCCAGCAGUCAGGAAGACACCAAGACCCCAGUCAUGUCCACACUGAAGGCCCUGGGUCUGCCUCAGCCACACUUCCACAGCCUCAUACUGGACAUGAGCGCCCUUUCCUUUGUGGACACCGUAUGCCUCAAGAGCCUGAAGAACAUUUUCCGUGACUUCCGGGAGAUCGAGGUGGAAGUGUACAUGGCCGCCUGCCACAGCCCUGUGGUCACCCAGCUCGAGGCUGGGCACUUCUUUGAUGCAUCCAUCACUAAGCAGCAUCUCUUCGCCUCUGUCCAUGAUGCUGUCAUCUUUGCCCUCCAGUACCCAAGGGCCAGCCCCAUCAGUCCUGUUUUGGACACCAAACUCUGACCAUGCAGCCACGCUGCCUGAGACUACCUACCUCUAGAGGUGACCCUUGAAAUGCCCCCAACCCUGAGCCUCUUCCAGGAGUCACCCCAGAGUCCCAUGAGCGCAACUCAGGGAUGGAGGUCCUGGGACUACAGGUUCAGCCCUGGAAUGGGCUACUGGGGUCAGGCCAGCACUGGCCGGGCGGCAGGAGGUGCUGAUGUAUGCUUUCAGCCUCAGGAAUAAAGAUUUGUCUGCCCAACUCCAGGCUCUGCCGUGUCUUGGUCUGGGCUCUUGGCUGAUGGGAGUUCCUCAGCCUUAGCUCUUGACCCUUCUGUUGUGGUGCUAGGCCCAAGGCAGAGGCGUCCCAGCUUCAAGUUUCCCCCACAGUCACGCACAGCCCUCAGGGCCUACAUCCUCAGCUGUAAAAUAGUUGGAAUCUGAGCUGCUUCUCUGGAAAUAAUCUUUCCUCAAGGACACUCAAUACAGUGUGGGGCAGGGCUGGUUCUACUAGAGGGUGCGGGGUCAACACCUGAGCAACCAGCUCAGGACGCUCACAGGUGCUGCUGCUCUGUGUUUAAGAAUAAA
Choloepus didactylus (southern two-toed sloth) is the source of this 3378-nucleotide messenger RNA. RefSeq names its product solute carrier family 26 member 6 (gene SLC26A6). The transcript has 21 exons. Gene Ontology annotation, molecular function: secondary active sulfate transmembrane transporter activity; oxalate transmembrane transporter activity; bicarbonate transmembrane transporter activity. Bases 583 to 2814 code for a protein of 743 amino acids. Lineage: Eukaryota; Metazoa; Chordata; Mammalia; Pilosa; Megalonychidae. Gene Ontology annotation, biological process: transmembrane transport. The record is from RefSeq and is a predicted model, not a curated record. Gene Ontology annotation, cellular component: membrane.